AUGUGUGACAAUCAGGAGAUUCUCUCACGGGAUAUAAACAGCAUCAUUAAUUCUAUGCCAUCUACUCGCCAGCGCACUCGUCUUCAAACUGCGGCAUAUCUCCUUGGUGCCCACAAGAGCUGCCUGAUGUCGAUGAUCAAGGACAUGUUCCCACACACUACGAAGGGCUCGAGAAGGAUCCCUUUGAAUACUGUGGACAAGAACAAAUCUAUGACCUAUGUGGACCACUUUUACGCCGAAUCAGACCUUCCCCUGGAUAUAUUAGACUCUAUGAGAGCUGCGAUGGAUCUUCCAAAAACCUAUGAGAAUUUGGGUUGGUGUUUGUCUACUGCCCGUCGUGCGGACCCUCCACAUCGCCUGUUAACUUCCCAAGAUAUUAGCAGCGCUUUCAAAGCCGCACGGGCUGAGCAAACCUCUGAACGGAAAAAAGAAGAAAAGAAGUCGUUUAAACGACAAGCAGAGGAAUUCGAAAAUGUCAAAAGGAAGUUGUGCUGCUCCAAGCAUCGACUUCCAGGAGGCUCAGAGAACGCAUCCUGUUGGGUGGAUGCAUCACAGCCAAAUGCUCCACACUACCCACUAUGUACCCGAGACCUCCAGGAAUGGGCUAAAUACUUGUACAACACUCGAGAUCCAAACAAUGCUUGCAUUACUCUACCCAGUACACCCCAUUUCCAUGACAUUUGCAAGACACGUAAGGAAAGAACGUCCCUUCAACAUGUACCCACCGAACUCAUAUCGCCCGUCAUUCAUAAUCACGUCCACCUUUCAUCUGCCAUCAACGAUAUGUGGACUUCUAGUAAUAGUACACUUUCCGAACAGCAAGGUAAUGAUCCUAUAUCUCCUCAACCACUCAAGAGGACAUUUGCUCUCUACAUGGAGAGCAAUGAAGAAACGGAUGGUGAACCACCGCAAGACAUCGACGAGGUUCUUGCCAGUAUCCAUUCCUGCUAUCCGGCUAUGGAGUUCCUGCAGUAUGUGGCAACGCUGAAGGAGCAUGGGAUAUUAUAUCUGCCAACUGCAGCACAUUUUAGUAGUAAAUUUUACGCAGAGAAGGUUGACAUGUCGGAGGGUGCUGCGUUUACAUUUCACAGCUGUGUUUGUAAAGCUCACAUGAAGGAGGAACGUGCGAAGGCAAGGAGGAAGGCUAAAGGUAAAAUGAAGGCACAAGCUGACAACAAAGAUAAAGAAAAUAGCCAAGCUCUCGAGUAG
Suillus subalutaceus is the source of this 1209-nucleotide messenger RNA. RefSeq lists its product as uncharacterized. The coding region runs from base 1 to 1209 and encodes 402 amino acids. The transcript has 5 exons. NCBI's taxonomy places the organism in Eukaryota, Fungi, Basidiomycota, Agaricomycetes, Boletales, Suillaceae. The record is from RefSeq and is a predicted model, not a curated record.